This is a messenger RNA of Apaloderma vittatum (bar-tailed trogon), 2304 nucleotides long. RefSeq names its product CAS1 domain containing 1 (gene CASD1). The coding region runs from base 76 to 2265 and encodes 729 amino acids. The transcript has 17 exons. Gene Ontology annotation, molecular function: N-acetylneuraminate 9-O-acetyltransferase activity. Lineage: Eukaryota; Metazoa; Chordata; Aves; Trogoniformes; Trogonidae. Gene Ontology annotation, cellular component: Golgi membrane. The record is from RefSeq and is a predicted model, not a curated record.
GGUGGCGAUACGUGCGAGUAUCUUCUGUCCAGUGGGAGAUUUCUUGGAGAAAAAGUAUGGCAGCCCCACAGUUGUAUGAUGCACAAAUACAAAAAUAGUGAAGCGAAAAAUUGCCUCAUAGACAAACAUAUUGUCUUUAUAGGAGAUUCUAGAAUUCGACAGCUGUUCUAUUCAUUUAUAAAACUCUUAAAUCCUCAAGUCAAAGAAGAAGGAAAUAAGCAUGGAAAUAUCCUGUUUGAAGAUAAAUCUGCUUCAAUUAAAGUGGAUUUCCUGUGGUAUCCAGAAGUUAAUGGCUCUAUGAGGCAACGUAUCAAAUCUUGGACUGAGAAUUCUGUGACAAAACCCGAUAUAAUUGUAGCAGGAGCUGCCACGUGGUCUAUCAAGAUUCACAAUGGCAGCAACGAAGCCCUCUCUCAGUAUAAAACCAAUAUCACUUCAAUUGCACCGCUUUUGGAAAAAUUAGCCACAAGUAGUGAUGUGUACUGGGUCUUGCAAGAUCCUGUUUAUGAAGAUCUGCUGAGUGAAAGUCGAAAAAUGAUCACUAAUGAGAAAAUAGAUGCCUAUAACGAAGCUGCUGUUCGUAUUCUGAACAGCAGCUCCCGGAAUUCCAAAGCUAAAGUUAAAGUGUUCAGUGUGUCGAAACUGAUAGCACAGGAAACUAUCAUGAGGUCUGCAGAUGGCCUGCAUCUCCCCGAGUCAAGCAGAGAUACAAACGCGAUGAUUCUCAUGAACGUCUACUGCAAUAAGAUAAUGAAGCCCAUCGACGGCUCCUGCUGCCAGCCUCAGCCUCCUCUCACUCUGAUCCAGAAGUUAGCUUUCUGUUUUUUUACUUUGUCCAUUAUUGGAUAUUUAAUUAUUAAUUUAAUCCAUCGGAAUAGUUAUCGGAAGAACAAAUCAUGCACUGAUUUGGAAAGCGGAGAGGAGAAGAAACCUGCCAUCAGCACUCCUAAUGUUUCUACUUUAGAGAUGCUCUUACACUCCUUCUGCAAACUCGGUCUAAUCAUGACCUACUUUUAUCUGUGUGACAGAGCAAAUCUUUUCAUGAAGGAAAAUAAAUUUUAUACACAUUCAUCUUUCUUCAUACCAAUCGUCUAUAUCUUGGUUUUGGGGGUAUUUUAUACCGAAAAUACCAAAGAGACUAAAGUGUUAAAUAGAGAGCAGACUGAUGAAUGGAAGGGCUGGAUGCAGCUUGUUAUUUUGAUUUAUCAUAUCUCUGGAGCGAGCACUUUUUUGCCUGUGUACAUGCACAUUCGAGUUCUGGUUGCUGCAUAUCUGUUCCAAACAGGUUAUGGGCACUUCUCGUAUUUUUGGAUAAAAGGGGACUUUGGUGUAUACAGAGUGUGUCAGGUUUUAUUUCGUCUCAAUUUCCUGGUUGUGGUACUGUGCAUAGUGAUGGACCGACCCUACCAGUUCUACUACUUCGUGCCGUUGGUCACCGUCUGGUUUAUGGUCAUUUAUGCCACCUUAGCUAUAUGUCCUCAGAUAGUCCAGAAGAAAGCAAAUGGGAACUGUUUGUGGCACUUGGGGUUACUGCUGAAACUGGUUGCCUUGCUGGCGUGUAUAUAUUUUCUGUCAUAUUCUCAGGGCGCGUUUGAGAAGAUAUUUUCCUUCUGGCCACUCUCCAAGUGUUUCGAGCUGAAUGGGAACGUCUACGAGUGGUGGUUUCGGUGGAAGCUGGAUCGCUAUGUGGUUUUCCACGGGAUGCUCUUUGCUUUUAUUUAUCUGGCCUUGCAGAAGCGUCAGAUGAUAUCGGAAGGAAAGGGAGAUCCUCUGUUCUCCAGCAGAGUUUCAAACGUUCUAUUAUUUAUUUCAGUCGUAUCCUUUUUGACCUACUCUGUUUGGGCGAGUAGCUGUAAAAACAAGACAGAGUGCAAUGAGCUCCAUCCUUCUGUUUCGGUGGUGCAGAUUUUAGCUUUCAUCCUCAUCAGGAACAUUCCUGGCUACGUGCGAUCUGUGUACAGCUCGUUCUUUGCCUGGUUUGGCAAAAUUUCGUUAGAGCUUUUCAUUUGCCAGUACCACAUCUGGCUGGCGGCAGACACGAAGGGGAUCUUGGUGCUCAUCCCCGGGUACCCAAUGUUCAACGUCCUUGUCAGCACUUUCAUAUUUGUGUGCGUGGCCCAUGAGAUCUCUCAGAUCACCAACGAUCUCGCUCAGAUUGUGGUUCCGAAAGACAACUCGACUCUGCUGAAAAGGCUGCUGUGCGUAGCCGGCUUCUUCUCUGGACUGCUCCUCUUCUCAGCAAUGCAGGACCGGGCAAGGCAUUAACUCGAACAGAUUCUUGGAAACUUUUCCUCAGGUUUACUU